Messenger RNA from Durusdinium trenchii, 597 nucleotides. The record is from the annotation of a GenBank genome assembly. Lineage: Eukaryota; Dinophyceae; Suessiales; Symbiodiniaceae.
AUGCUGUUUUAUAUUUUGUGCUUCUUCCUCACACUGCCAUUUCUGCUUGUCUUGCUGUUGAGACUCCGAGCCAGUUAUGCUUCCUCGCAAUCGAGCAUUGGCAAGGAGCUGGCAGGAAAAGAGACCAUUGCUUUCUUCCAUCCUUAUGCUCACGCAGGGGGUGGAGGUGAGCGCGUUUUGUGGUGCUCGAUCCGCGCUGUGCAGCAGAGAUAUCCAACAGUGACUUGUGUCGUGUACACCGGAGACACUGACGUAACGCCUUCGGAGUUCUUGUUGCAGGCCAAGAGGCAAUUCGGGGUGGACAUCAACAGUGCAGGUAUUCGCUUUGUUUUCCUCCAUUCCAGACGAUGGGUCGAUGCAUCGUCCUGGAAACGCUUCACCCUCAUCGGCCAAAGUCUAGGUUCUUUAGUGGUUGGAUGGGAAGCUUUGUGCCAGUUGCGUCCCGAUAUUUACAUAGACUCAAUGGGUUAUGCUUUCACGCUACCUUUGUUCAGUCUUCUGGCUGGUUCGCGGGUUGGAUGUUAUGUGCAUUACCCGACAAUAUCCACCGACAUGCUGGAGCAGGUGGAACCCAUGAAGCGAUGGCGUUUGCAAUGA